Messenger RNA from Hemicordylus capensis (graceful crag lizard), 3287 nucleotides. RefSeq names its product zinc finger protein 436-like. The transcript is spliced from 7 exons. Bases 415 to 2625 code for a protein of 736 amino acids. The record is from RefSeq and is a predicted model, not a curated record. NCBI's taxonomy places the organism in Eukaryota, Metazoa, Chordata, Lepidosauria, Squamata, Cordylidae. Gene Ontology annotation, molecular function: DNA-binding transcription repressor activity, RNA polymerase II-specific. Gene Ontology annotation, biological process: negative regulation of transcription by RNA polymerase II.
UGCAAGGCGGGCAAAUGAGAAGUAAUUGGGAAGAAAGAAGGAGGGAAAGACACGCGAGCAGAGAGAUUUGCCGGGUGUGCAGCACGGAGGGGAAAGGCAGCUGCUGCUUGGGAGGAGCGCUGCUGAGACUGGGAAAGGGGGUGCUCCUCCCCCUCGCCCCGUUUCGCACAGAGGGCAUCUGGUGACUUUUGAGGAGGUAGCUGUGCAUUUUACAGAGGAGGACUGUGCUCUGCUGGAUCCGGAGCGAAGAGCCUUGUACACGGAAGUCAUGGAGGAGAAUGUUGCGGUUGUGGCCUCUCUGGGGAGGAGAUCCUUAGGUGGAAUCUGAUGUAAAAAAACCAAAAACCCUUCCUUCAGAAGAGAACAGAGAGAUCUUUGACUUUAUUGAAGACUGCCUUAGAGCACAGAUCAGAGAUGGGAGAGAGAAACUCUGCUGGUGGCCAAGCAGGAAAAGUCCCUGAUGCCCCCCAGACUGGGAGGAGUGGGGGAUUCUGGCAGAUAUCUUCACAGAAGGUCCUGGGCGAAGACCCUGCCAGUUCAGAGGCCCAGCACCGGCACUUCAGGCAAUUCCGCUACCAGCAGACCAAAGGGCCCCGAGAGGUUUGCAGCCGACUCCACAGCUUUUGCCAUCGGUGGCUGAAGCCAGAGCGGCACACCAAGAAUCAGAUGCUGGACCUGGUGAUCCUGGGGCAGUUCCUGGCUAUCCUACCCCCAGAGAUGGAGAGCUGGGUCAGGGAAUGUGGGCCGGAGAGCAGUUCACAGGCGGUGGCCCUGGCUGAAGGUUUCCUCCUCAGCCAGGAGGAGGGGGAGAAGAAGCAGGAAGAGCAACAGAUACAAGGACUGUGUUCAGAUGCAGCCCCUGAUUUUCCUGAGGCAGAGAGGGCUCCAAGGGAUACCAGGCAGAGGCCACAGUCCAGGGGGAUCUUGCAGCAGGAGGAGGAGGACAGAGGUGCCACCUUACCAGGUGCUGGAGUGACACUGCCAAUGCCAUCUCUUUCUUCUGUGGAAGCUGAAGAACCUUCAAUAAGACCAGACCAGAGCCUGGUGGACUUUGAGGACGUGGCUAUUCAUUUCACGGAAGAGGAGUGGGCUGUUCUGGAUCCAGACCAAAGAGCCCUGCACAAGGAAGUCAUGGAGAAGAAUUUUCGGAAUCUGGACUUUCUGAAUGACUGGUUGGAGAGUGAGGGCGAGGGAAAGCCCCACAGAGGAUGGUUGGGAGCUGCCAAAUGGGGGGGAAAGGAACAGAGAAUGAAAACUGAAGCAGAACAGAAGGAUGAAUCUUCUGUUUCUGAGCAUUUUGAAGUCAUUAAAAUCAGAAUCCAACAAAUUAUGGAGGAAAAAAGAGAACGAAGCCUGCAUUUUGUGAGGAGGAAAAGCCUACGUUCUGAAGCAAACUUUCAACCUCAGGGGGAAAUGCAGAGGAGGGGGAAACUGUAUAAAUAUCUGGAAUGGAAAAAGAUCUUCAGUGCAAAAAGGAAACAUAAAAUACACCCAAGAACUCUGACUGGUGAGAAACCAUAUGAAUGCUUGGAGUGUGGAAAGUGCUUCAAUACCAGUGGAAAACUUACUAUACAUCACAGAACCCACACUGGAGAGAAACCAUAUAGCUGCUUGGAGUGUGGAAGGAGCUUCACCCGAAGUGAACAAUUGACUAUACAUCAAAGAACCCACACUGGAGAGAAACCAUAUAAAUGCUUGGAGUGUGGAAAGAGCUUCAGUGAUCGUGGAAAACUUACUAGACAUAAAACAAGCCACACUGGAGAAAAGCCAUAUAGCUGCUUGGAGUGUGGAAAGAGCUUCAACCGAAGUGAACAAUUGACUAUACAUCAAAGAACCCACACAGGAGAGGAACCAUAUAAAUGUUUGGAGUGUGGAAGGAGCUUCCGUGAUCGUGGGAAACUUAAUAGACAUCAAACAACCCACACUGGAGAGAAACCAUAUAAAUGCUUGGAGUGUGGAAAGAGCUUCAGUGAUCGUGGAAAACUUACUGGACAUCAAACAACCCACACUGGAGAGAAACCAUAUAAAUGCUUGGAGUGUGGAAAGAGUUUCAGCACGAAUGGUGAUCUUACUAGACAUCAAAGAACACACACUGGAGAGAAACCAUAUAAAUGCUUGGUGUGUGGAAAGAGCUUCAGCACGAAUGGCGAUCUUACUAGACAUCAAAGAACACACACUGGAGAGAAACCAUAUAAAUGCUUGCUGUGUGAAAAGAGUUUCAGACAAAGUGGAGAACUUACUAUACAUCACAGAACCCACACUGGAGAAAAACCAUAUAAAUGCUUGGACUGUGGAAAGAGUUUCAGACAAAAUGGGGAACUUACUAGACAUCAAAGAAUGCACACUGGAGAUAAACCAUAUAAAUGCUUGGAGUGUGAAAAGAGCUUCAGUACCAGUGGAAAACGUACUAUACAUCACAGAACCCACACUGGAGAGAAACCAUAUAAAUGCUUGGAGUGUGGCAAGUGCUUCAGUACCAGUGGAAAACUUACUAUACAUCACAGAACCCACACUGGAGAGAAACCAUAUAAAUGCUUGGAGUGUGGCAAGUGCUUCUGUACCAGUGGGCAACUUAAUAGACAUCAAAGAACCCACAAUGGAGAGAAACCAUAUAUAUGCUUGUAGUGUGGAAAGAGCUUCAGUAUGAAAGGAGAUCUUCGACAUCAAAGAAUGCGCCCUGGAGAGAAACCACAUAAACUAGCUUAACCCAUGCAGAGCAUCUGCGCUAGUACUUGAUUGCUCCCCUCACCCCCUGCCACAGCCCCCCUCAACUGAGCCACACUCCCACUCCUCCUCCUCCAUCUGGUUGCUUCCACCCCCCUUACCCCUCUUGGUCACUUUUCCAAACUUUUACUCCAUCCCUCUUGGUCACGGCUGCAGCAUUGCUGGUGCCUAUUGGCCAAGCUGCAGCCCCCUAUCCCCAGAGACCUCUGCACCUUCACCUGAGCCCUGUUCCUGCUCCUCCCCAUAGGAGCAGCAGCAGCGGUUGACCAAAUCCUUCCUCGCUGCUACCACCGCCAUGGCUGCUCGCUCUCCUCAGGCUUCUGGCAGGCUCGGGCCCGUCCCUCACCCUUCCUUCUUUCUCUUCCCCUCCCUUCGUUUUCUCUCUUUCACUCCUGUACUCGCUCUUCCCCUCUGUCUUUCUUCCCCUCCCUUCUUUUUUUCUUGAUUUCUCUCUCUCUCUCCCUUCCUGAGUUAACAAUCCUGUUGAUCUUUCCUCAUCUAGUUGACACAGUGGCAGCCUCCUUCUCCUGAAGGGGCUCUUUUCUCCCUCACAACCACUCUCU